AAAUCAUAGUAAUGAUUAAAAUAGUGCACCCUUUUAACUGCUUUAAUUACUUAUCGAUAGUGUUUUAAAUAACAUAUCCGUUAUUACAUCUAUUCAUUAAGUACUUGUUUGUUGUGCGAUGCAGUUUUAAUAGAAUCAUUUUACAAUAAACUUCAAAAAGCUUCAGUAGAAUAACUUAAAACAAAAAAACAAGCAAAGACAUGUUGUUAGUAACAAUAUGUUUUGUUGUCAUACGGGUUGCAAAACCACUUUGAAGUCCAUUACUUUUAAUUGAGGAUGAACGAUGAAUAUGAAUAUUCCAUACGAGAGCGAUAAUAUUCCCCAUUUAAUAUUGAUUAAAUCCUCGUAACGAAAGAAGAUAAAUACUAUUGGGUUAUUAAUAUUGAUGUAGUAUGUUAACUUAAAGUUGAUUUUAUGAAUGACAAAGGCGUUUUAAUUGGGUCAAAUGCCAAGUAUAUAUUUUCCGGAGAUAGUUUUUUGUUCGUUAUUCAUGUUGACAAGUCUCUAGUGAUAUCAGAUGCACAAUUGAAUAAUUUUUUAUUACGUUAAAACUGCAUGUGGUAACAUGGAUUCAUUAACUUUAAACAGUAUGAAAUUCAUAGGAAAACUGAAAGCAGGUGUGAAUAAGCGACGGACGAGGAUGAGUUACUUUUGUACGCUGUGUAAAAGGGACUUCAAGGAUCCUCGACUCCUCAACUGUUACCAUUCUUUCUGUAGAUUUUGUUUAGAUGAGUAUCUGAUGGUCAACUAUGAGGAUGGAAACUUCCCAUGUCCACUUUGUAAAGAGAUGAACAUUGUUCCUGUCAAUGGAGGUAGAGGUUUACCGAAAAACCAAUACAUAAAGAUCAGUGACAGUAGCUGUCCAACAAACUGUGACCUUUGCGAACAUAGAAUAAAAGCAGAUUCGGUAUGCAGAGAUUGCAAUAAAAAUUUGUGUAAAUCUUGUCUUAUAAACCAUAUAAGUAUGCAAGGAUCUAGAUAUCAUAAUGUCAUAAGUCUAGGGAACGGACGAGAACAGAUAAGGACAUGUUCUAUACACACAAAGGAAGAACUUUUAUACUAUUGUGAUACAUGCGAGAAACCUAUUUGUAACUCGUGUAACACAACGGAACACAAAACUCAUCGCAGUAAAGAUAUUGCAAGUAUGGCUACCAUUUUGAGAGAGCAACUUGGAACAUCGCUGAAAAGGGUCACAUCGAAUACGGAUGCGACUGACUUUCAAAAUAAAGUUGCUGAACAGAAACGAAAAAUCAAAGCGUAUCAAGAAGAUGUUAUCGCCAUGAUUGAUGAACGGACGAAAGAAUUACAUAGACUAAUUAAUGAGAUACGCGGCGAAUUUGUAAGGAAAGUUGUUAACGAAAAUGAAGAAAACAUGAAACAACUAGAAGAUAAUAUGAACACUCUGAACACGAAUGUAGCUGCAAUUGAAGAACUUCUAAAGUUGGGAAAUAUAUUUUUACAACACGCCUACAAUAUAGAUAUUGUAGUCCAUACACCGAAACUUCAGAGACAAUUUGAGAAAUUACAGAGAAUGGACGUUCAAAUUUCGGAAAUUAAGCUUAAAAACUUUUAUCCAUCGCAAACUGGCAUUACAGAUUUUGAAAUAGAGAAAAUAUUUGGAAUAUUUGAUAAAUUGAAUAAAAGACCAAAACACAUUCAAUCCAUUUCCAGGCUUUCAGAAUUUCGUCGUUCCUACUCCGACGAAGAUCACCGAAUUAAUUCAAUUCGCUCACGUCGUUCAUUUGAUGUGUCAUCUUCUACACGCAGUAAAAAAGCAUUCUGGUGUUCAGAAGGUACAGUUACUGGCCUGACAUUACUACGAGACGGGUCUGUUUGUGUUUGUCUCGGAGGUGAAGGUAUUCUUGAAACCUUUACCACAACCGGUCUUCGAAUUGGACACCAGAACUUCCAUCAUCCAAUUGACGAUUUAGUUGCAGCCAGAAAUGGAUCUCUUUAUAUUAGUUCAAACUCAGAGAAAAGAAUAUUCAAACUUGUAAAAGAAAUUAAGGAGACAUUUGCUGAGACACGUUCUUGUGUACGGGGACUUGCAAUUGAUUUCGACGAGAAUUUGAUAACUGGAAUGACAGAAAAAGGUACUUUCUUCGACAGGCACCAAGUUGGAUAUGUCACUGAAAUAUCAAAGACACAUAAGAUUAAGAGAGUAGUUAAAGACAGCAAAAUCAGGUAUCCAGCUAGAAUUGCGAUUGGUCAAGAUCGACGCAUUGUCGUUUCUGAUUGGAUACAACUUUCUGUCUUUAUCUGUAAUGGGGACAGAAUUAUUGGAAAUUAUUCUGGUAAUGUUGACUCAGAAAAGGAAUUCAUACCACGUGGAGUUUGUUGUUUUGAAAAUGGUGACAUAGUUGUUGUAGACAUUUCUACAAACUGUCUUCACUGGCUUUCACCUGAAGGAAGACUUCGACGGGUUGUGUCCCUUGAGGAUCAAGAGGCUUGGAGUGUAACAGCCGAUCAAAAUUAUACUGUCUGGGUAGGCACAAACAAUGGUUAUGUUUUCCCGGUUGAACUACUAAGUUAAUACUUUAAGGGGAAAAAAUUGAACUCAAUAUAUACAUGUAUUACUAUAAAUUUUCACUUCGUACUAUGAACAUCAAAAUUAUAUAUUUUGUAAAAAUAUUUCCUUUCUCUAUUUGAACUGUACACGUAUACCUAACAACAAAAUUAUUUUCAUUUACCUGUGUUUAAAGUAAUUGCAAAUGGCUGAUAUUUUUGUUCGAGCAUAUUGUUUUUCUUGAAUUGUAAAUGGCUGAUAUUUUUGUUCGAACAUAUUGUUUUUCUUAAAUUGUUUAACAUUUCACAGCGGUAUAACAUGUUACUUUUAUUAUUCUUCCCUUAGCUUAUUUAUUUUGUAUUUACAUUGUAUCAUAGAUCAAAUUUAUUUGUUCAGUGUAUGUUCACUGGUGUUAAUAUGUUCUUUGAGUGAGUUAAUAAAGCCAUUUCAGUUGAUA
This is a messenger RNA of Mytilus californianus (California mussel), 2963 nucleotides long. Its product is annotated as tripartite motif-containing protein 2-like. NCBI's taxonomy places the organism in Eukaryota, Metazoa, Mollusca, Bivalvia, Mytilida, Mytilidae. The record is from RefSeq and is a predicted model, not a curated record. Gene Ontology annotation, molecular function: zinc ion binding. Bases 566 to 2533 code for a protein of 655 amino acids. The transcript has a single exon.